ACACGAAACGUUCCGGUUUUGUUGUUACAAUGUUGUAGUUGUGUUAUUGAGAACUGUGACCGUUUGUCAGUUAGCGAGUAACGGUCACCGCGGCUAAACCUUUCAAACGUAACUUAGCAACCCGGCUAAAGUCAAACUUAAUGUGAAGUUAAGUCGUUUAAGAGCACGAUAUGAAUAUAUAUAUGUACAUAUAAACAUGAUAUGAUGUGUGCGUGUUUAUAACUUUAUAACAUGGCUUCGGUGGUUUGACAGCCACCUGUUAGGUUAAGCAACAAGUCAUGUCACGUUCGUCAGCCGUCAUGUAGCUAUAUCCAAGAAGUUGAAUACUCGACAAACAUCGAUUUAACUCAACGUGAAACACUUAUAUUACACUAUUAACAUGUAAUAUUAUAUAAUUACACAUAUCAGGGACGUGCUUCUCAGUCUCCCACAGCGUCAACACACAUUUGGUGAACGUAUAGCUACACGUUGAGGACAGUCAGAGGACAAAGGUUUGAGGAAGGUAAAGUUUGAUGUAUCAGGGACUUCGGCAGCUUUCCAGGCGGACCAUCGCGAGCAGUGCACGCAGGCAGGUUGAAAACACUGUGAAGGAAAAACAAAAACUGUUUCAGGAGGACAACGGUAUGCCUAUCCAUCUGAAGGGCGGGUCAAAGGACGCUGUGCUCUACAGAGCCACAAUGGCUCUCACUGUGUUUGGGACUGGAUAUGUCGUGUACUCACUGCUCUCUGCUUCAAUGCCCAAGAAGCCAUAGUGAAACAGGAGUGGGCUUUAUCAUCUAAUGAAACAAUCAUGCACAUGCUGUGUGUAAUUCAUCAACUCUGUUGUGCAGAUUGGUAAUCUGGGAGAUUAUUUGUCCUAUCAAUAAUAUCAGUAUUUAUAAUGUUUAAAGGGAAUAUUUAUUGACUGUACAAAUCGUGUGCUGAAGACAAUAAAAGUAUAUCUAUCUCA
Larimichthys crocea (large yellow croaker) is the source of this 949-nucleotide messenger RNA. RefSeq names its product cytochrome c oxidase subunit 7A2, mitochondrial. The coding region runs from base 513 to 752 and encodes 79 amino acids. Gene Ontology annotation, cellular component: respiratory chain complex IV. Gene Ontology annotation, biological process: mitochondrial respirasome assembly; regulation of oxidative phosphorylation; mitochondrial electron transport, cytochrome c to oxygen. NCBI's taxonomy places the organism in Eukaryota, Metazoa, Chordata, Actinopteri, Sciaenidae. The record is from RefSeq and is a predicted model, not a curated record. The transcript has 4 exons.